GACAAGUGUGUGAUCGGAGAAGGUUAGCGAGGGCCUCCAGGAAAUGAUCAAGGGCCGCUCCAAUAGGACUUAGGAGCAGAAAUUGCUUUAUAUGGAAGGGCAAACGCGGAAAGAUCGGGAAGCAGGUGGAAUGAACCAUGACGUCAUAACUCGACUCUCAGUGUGCUCGCUGUUGGAGACGACGCACUCCGACAUAUAUUCACCGCUGCUCACGAUGCCGACAACGACAAAUCCCGAACACGAUUAUCUCGUGCUGACAACACCUGCCGUUCUGAUAACACCUGCUACACGGUUCUACCUCCCCGCCGUCGUUACUUGACUAUUUAAGUCGCUCUGCACUGCUAUUCACUGGCUGUCAUCUAGAUUGUGUUUACUCCACACUAGCCACCGUUGCAUACAUGUAAAACACGCCUCUAUUGUACUGGUCUGUGGUGUCCUUCCCCACUUUGUUCUCACUUAUCACUGUGGACCGGUCCAUCUGCACUCCAUAGGACAGUGCUCCAUACAUCUAGCUUAUUACCAGUACUACGUCUAGACCCCGUUGCUGUCUACGCCAGCGUGUUUAUGUCCAUCACUUCCGAAGCCAAUACAAUGCGUGCAACCUUUCCUCCUCAGUCUGCGCAGGUCUCCGCAAGCCGUGAGCCGACUCCGAAGCCAUCAGACAGGGUCGUCUUUUCAUUGGCCCAUUCAACAACGCAUCCACAUGUCGCGGGCUUUUCUUCCCCGGACUGGACCUCAUCCGACCAACACAUUUAUGACACACCGAGCCCUAUAAGCAUUGCUCGUUCCAGCAGCGAAGGCUCUGGACAGAAGCAUCUCCCCCGUUCCGACGUUCACUCGACAGAUCCUGCAAGAAGAGGGCUUGUGAUUAUUCAUUUUCUCCGUCUUCUGUCCGAUACUUUGCUGAUAACCUUUGCUUUUAUCCUGCUGCUCGUUCGUGUCUCAAAAGCACCUCGGGCCUCGCAUGAUAUAAACCCCCCAGACGUUUCUGCCAAAGAGACUCUCCUCUCUCACCACGACCGCACGAUCAUCUCCUCGUCCACCUCCCCAACUUCGACGUCCACCCCUACCUCGUCCUCUUCAGACGAUUCUCUCCAUCGUCUGAAACCUCAAGAUCCUGGUGUUAUUAAACCGGGUGAUGCAAUCCCGUCUCUUUUGGAUUCCACUUCCUCCGAUUCGACGACCAGCAGCAGCCUUAUGGACCAACGGGAUAUGCAGGAUUCCCGUUUGCCACCCACCGGUUCAAGUUCAGAUUCUGGCAGGCCUCCUCCAUCUGGCAAUCGCGGUCGUCCACACUCGCAGACCAAUCGUAGAAACCAGCAACCGCAUCAUCGAUCACAGCCCUUCGUGACACCUGGUUCGCAUUUCCCUGGCCCACCCUCGCACCCUCCAGAGCAAGCUUCUACAGCGUCUGCACCACCUCCCUUUCACAGCCCACACGCCCCUCAUCCGUAUGCACCAUCCUCUGCACCGCCAUACCUUGCCGUCGGUACACCUGCACCCGGAGGGAGCUUCAUGGGUUCUGCAGGAUCAUAUACGAUAAGUCCACCCCCACCGGUGAAUAUGGUACCGCAAAGUAGGUCUACAUUCGCUUAUCCCCACCAUCCAAGUUUGCAUGCCCACGAUACAUCCAUGCAUCCACAAAAUCCUUCGCUAAUGGGCUAUUCUACAAACACACUGGUACCUAUAAUGCAGCCUCCAUACUCUACGUACACACCUGUACCGCCACCUCCGCCACACGGGCAUUCACCUGCAGGGAGCUCCUCUUCGAGCCACUUGAAUACACCGGUGACAAGUGCUGGAGGUAUGCCCGCUGGAACCUCGAGCUAUUUUGCUUAUGCCUCACCACCCCCACACUCUCCUUUAGCACCUCCGUCUCAGCAGAAUACGGGUUCGUCAUACGUAUCUCCGCAUCCCUCUGCGGGUGGCUAUGCGUCUCACCGGUUCCCUACUUCACCCUACAACCCAUACCCUCCACAUACUUAUGGCCAUACUGGUUCAGUGUACCCCGCGACGUAUCCGGCGUUUACACCUGCUAGUUAUGCGCCUGCUCCGUUGGAGGGACAGGAAUCACAGGGAACUUGGUGGUACAUGCCUCAUGUGUCUCGCCCACCAACGACGAGUGGCUAUGACGGGUAUGCAGGUCAUACUGCUUAUGCUUACCCGGCUAGUCCAAUAGGUAUGACGGAGUUGGAAGCCGCUGCUAUUGCCGCUCAAGGGUACCCUACCGUUUCGAGUGCAGGCUCAAGCUUGUAUGCGAUGUCAUCUGGCAGUCCACAACCAUCACAAUCGCCUCUGCAACGCCCUCUACGAUCGCCCUUACCCCCUUCCUUAUCGCCCUUACAUUUACACUCACCUUCCGGUCAUCCACAGCCGUCACCGUCUAUUGUUUCAUCGUCAUAUCCUUCACCUUCUGCGAAGUCCGACCAUGCUGGCUCUAAUCCAGGUCGCGCAUCACAAGGUAGCGCUGGAGCUGCUGUACCGCCAAGUGGUGGGAAUCCAGAACGCGGGCUGGGAAGACGAUCAUAUCAUCCCAAUCCACCAGCUCACAGGUCCGAAUGGGUGAUGUGGGCGGGGAACGUACCUUCCGAUGCUACAUACGACGAACUCUGGCGAUUUUUCAAUCAGCUACCGUCUCCUAGUGCCGAGUCGAUGGCAAGUAGCGCCGGUACUGUCGCAAGUGGUGGUAGCAGUUCAAGCAUGCCAACGAGUGUGAAGUCGAACCCGAAUCCUCCGUUGCAUGGUUCGGGAUACGGACGAGAGCAUGGACGUGGAAGUUAUUCGGGUGGUCCUGGGACUUCCAGUUCAUCUUCUGGUGCUGCCUCGGGUCCACCUGCGCUUCAGACUCAGAGUUUUGGGCAAGGGACCUCGCAAUCUUCACAGCAGCCAGAAGCACCUAUAUACGGAGGCGUUGAGUCCAUAUUCCUCAUUUUGCGGUCUAACUGUGCCUUCAUCAACUUCGCAACGGAGGAACACCUUCAUGCUGCUAUUCAGCAUUUUAAUGGACGGCCCUUGAGGCCGCAUGACGUUAGGUGUCCCCAGUUGGUUUGUCGUAUACGAGGGAAGGACGAUGACCUUAAAGCCGGCGUUGGUGCGCAGAGAGGGGCUGGCAUUCACAUUAAGUGGAUCAAGGAUCAGAAGGAGAGACACAGACUUGCUAGGAGUAUGUCUGUGACCCAAGGGAAUACGAGUCCAGUUGCAUCUGGAGUUGGGAGAGGGAGAGGCAAUGUGGGGGAGCAGACAUCAAUCUCAAGUUCUUCUGAAGCGCUUACUUCUCCGUCCAGCUCACCUGGAGAGCAUCCGUCGAUCGCGUCCCUCUCGGACGAUGAGCUUGCGUCAGUUCAGCGACGACAUGGACGGGGAAGACCUGCUCUUCAUUCGAACAGCUCUGGCUCGUUGUCAACGAGUUCUAGUAUCUUGCAGCAGUAUUUCCCUAAACGUUAUUUCAUUCUGAAGUCUCUUACGCAGUCCGAUUUAGAUUUGAGCAUUCAGAAAGGUUUGUGGGCGACACAGAAGCAUAAUGAAGGGAUCCUCGACCAGGCGUAUAGAACGAGUAAGGAUGUGUACCUCAUCUUUAGUGUCAACAAAAGCGGAGAGUUUUAUGGGUACGCCAGAAUGGCAGGUCCGAUUCUGCGGGGAGAACAUCAAGUCUCGUGGGCCUCCCGUUCCGAUUCUCCAUCGACGCGCCGAGGGUCUUCUCUAUCUCAACCUUCUCCCGGGCCAGAUAGCCCAACAGCGGCACGUUCUCCACCGACGUUCUUUUCACCGAAUGAGAAUCGUCUUUAUGACGAAUCUCCACUGCCACUACCGGUACCUCCCGACACUCCUGUACAAGACAGGUCAACUGUACCCCUAUCUGCGCCUGCAGAAAUGGGUCGCCCGUAUCGUAGGCUCAGUAAACAUUCGUCGGCUGUCCCCACGGCGAGCUUGGACGUCAGGAAACUGAAGCCUGCGCUCCUCAGGCGAGACGAUUCGUUUGAGUUGGACCCUGGCGCCCCUAUGAAAGCCGCCAUAGAGAGGUCAUCUCCUGACGAUGCUCCUUUACCGGGUCAAAGGUCUGGGGGUCCGCUUAGGGAUGAUGACGGUGUUAAGAGAUGGGAUAUGGUUGGACUGGGAGGGAGUUUGCUUGUCCCUGUGGAGGAAGGUGAUGAAUCAUCGCAGGAGCCGCCAACUGAGGAAGCUGAGUCGAAAGGGAAGGGACGAGCUGUGGAGGCUGGGCAGCAAGAAAUUCCUCGUGACGAAGGGCCUGUCUGGGGUGAAUCGUUCAGGAUUGAGUGGAUUCGCACAGAUCGCCUUCCGUUUCAUCGUACUCGACACUUGCGCAACCCUUGGAACCAUGAUCGGGAGGUCAAGGUAUCUCGAGAUGGAACUGAGUUGGAGCCAACUGUGGGCCAGGCGUUGUUAGAUGAGUGGGACAAGCCUGAUCCUGAUCCAGGCCUUACACCUUCUGCCGUUGAACGUCCUGUAGGAACCAAGACCGUGCCGGACUCUGUGGGGAGUCCCUCUGUUCAAGCCCAUGGUGUCGGUAGAGGAAGAGGGAGGUGAACGAUGAGUAGGAUACCUCAAUGGCCUGAAGUCAGCAUUGCUUCCCUGGACAGAGAGGGAGCAAUCCGGUGCUGAAGAAACGGGGGGGGGGGGUUCUCCGCGGCCGAUGGAAGAGUUGACCCCCCUCACGUGGAAGAAUAGACCAUUACUAUCACGAAACGAACUUGCUACUAAUUCUCAAAAUUAAAGGCAACACGCAUGCACGCACACACACGAACGCUACGCACGUACCGCACCAUUCUUUUCAUGUUUUUCCUAGCUUACUCACCCGUUCGGCUCCUCCACUUUUAUCAUACACGAUGCGGGAGUGGAAGAGUCGAGUCGUGUCAUUAGUAGUUCAUCUUAUCACACAUCAUUUUGUUUGUUUUGUUGCUUUCAUUAAGCUUCUUGUUGCGGAUUAGUUAGGGGAGACUGCUUUCCUACAUUUUCGGGUUCGUCUGUUUGGUUUGCUUUGGGGCCUCAUCAACAUGCCGCUACUGUUGCAUUAUUUCAUUACUAUCUUCCAUUUUGCUCGUCGACGCUUUCAAGCAUUGCUCCUCACCACACUUACUCAUCCUCUCACUCACGUUCUGUAGCAAUAGGUAGAUUCCUCCAUCUCAUACAUGAUAACAAUAAUCCUCGCAUAAUGGCAUAAUACACGAUCGCGCCGUUGUGCGCUGGCAUUGAGCCUCUGCUCAUCAGUUCUAUCUUGUGUUUUUAGUGUUUCAUUGACUGUAGUCCCCGUGCGCUUAGGAAAAAAAAAUUCUUGCAGAUCUC
This is a messenger RNA of Somion occarium, 5301 nucleotides long. The record is from the annotation of a GenBank genome assembly. NCBI's taxonomy places the organism in Eukaryota, Fungi, Basidiomycota, Agaricomycetes, Polyporales, Cerrenaceae.